GUGGGCAGUUCCUUGGCUUAAGUUAAGCCGAAAAAAAGGUGAAAAUGGCGACGUCCAGUGUAUUCCGAAGACCUUCCAGGCCUCGAAGUAGCUCAAAAAAGAGUGUUUUAUAUGAUGCUGAUGGCAACGAAGUUGAGGUUGAAACUAGAGAAGAUGAGGAACAGAAUAUCAAGCUGGGAGAAACGAUUGAGCUGCUUGUUGCUGCUGGUUAUUUCAGGGCCAGGAUCAAGGGUCUUUCUCCCUUUGAUAAGGUUGUCGGCGGUAUGACUUGGUGUAUUACGACCUGCAAUUUUGAUAUUGAUGUUGAUCUACUCUUCCAAGAAAACUCCACUAUUGGCCAGAAAAUUGCUCUUACUGAAAAGAUUGUAGCUGUCCUACCAAGGAUGAAAUGUCCUCAUCGGAUUGAGCCUCAUCAGAUCCAGGGUCUGGAUUUCAUUCACAUCUAUCCCGUUGUUCAGUGGUUGGUGAAGAGAGCAAUAGAGACAAGGGAAGAGAUGGGUGAUCAGAUCAGAGCAUUUUCAAUCUCACAGUUCAGCAAACAUCACAAAACACCAGAGGAUGUUGAUUUUGAUAACAGGAAGGACACUUCCAUUUCAACCGUAGGGGAGAUCAAGGAUUCCUACAAAGCUCAGAGGAAAUACCGCCGAUCUGAUGCUCACAAGCUGAGGGAUGAAGAGCUCAGAGUUCAAUCAACUUUACUUGAGUACGGAAGGAGAUAUGGUGUUGGAGGAAGCAGUCAGAAUGAGAAGGAAUCUGAGAAGGACCCUAAGAAGAAAGCAGUAGCUGCUGGUCUAUCACCGGUCACCAAGGGAGGAGCAGGAGGAGGAGAGGAUGCGGAGGAGGAGAGAAUAAAGGAAGAGAAAAGGAUUCAGGCUUUGAUGAAAGGCAUGGCUGCUAUGGAAGUAGAAGAGGGUAAAGUUACAGCUAGUAUGGUGGGUAGCAUUGUUGGAUUACAGUCAGAUGUCAUCGGCCAACUAGCUGAGGAAUAUGCAGAAAGGAAAUCUGAGUUACAACAGAUGGAAGAUAAACCAGAGAGAAUGAGUGGAGCCCAGCAACAUCAGAGGAUUGUAGCAUCAUUACAGAAACAGAUUACUGCUGUUAAUAAGAGAGUAGAAGAGUCGAAGGUGUCUGCAGAGAGUCAGCAGCAAGCAUAUAGCGAAGCCCAACAGAGGCUGCAGGAAGUCGAAUCAUACUCAUCAAGGAUUGACGAUGAGAUGGCUAAACUUGAUGAAGUCGGAGGAGAGAACAAAGCAGUCCUUCAGGAGCUGAGAGGUCUGGUAGCAAUGAAUGAAAGCCUGAAGAAACAAGAACAAGAAUUUAGGGCACAUUGUAAGGAAGAGAUGCAGAGAUUGAAGCAGAGUAUAGCUGACCUCCGAGGUCAGGAUGGGAGCGGUGAGGUACAAAUGUCUGAGAGAGAUCAACUUAUCGCUAGACAAUAUGAAGCAGAUAAAGAAAAACUUCAGAAGAUCAGACUACUCCUGGCUCGUAAGAACCGUGAGAUUUCUCAACUCCAGAGGAAGAUAGAUGAAGUGCCUACGAGAGCAGAGCUAACUCAGUAUCAGAAGAGAUUUGUUGAACUUUACAACCAAGUUGCCAGCACCCAUAGGGAGACAAAGCAAUUCUACACUCUUUACAAUACACUGGAUGAUACCAAACUAUACUUAGAUAAAGAAGUCUCAUUACUUAACUCAAUCUAUGAUAAUUUUGAGCAAGCAAUGUCUUCAUCGUCUGGAAAGGAUCAGUUUCUUAAACAGUUUGAUCAAAUCGUCAAUGGAGUCAAGCAAAACUCAUCAAAGGUUGAGAAGAAGAAACAAGAAGAAAAGAUGAAGAGAGAUCAACUCAAUGAUACCUAUCUAGAUCUGGUUGAAAAACAGAGAUUGUACUUUAAAACAGUCAAAGAAUUUCAAGAGGAAUGCCGAAAGAAUGAAAUCCUACUGUCCAAACUUCAAGCGGCAAACUGAGAAAAAUGACGUCAUCAACUUCCAGCUCAGCAGUGUUAUUGCCAAAGUCUCUGUAGCUUAUCAGUACAAUGGACAAGAGACAUCCAAGGAAAUAUCCUAUUCAGAAAUACCUUUGUUUGGCAAAUGCCCUCUCUUCCCCUACAUGUUUCAAAAGAUUUUAGAUCAGGGCUCCGUAACACAAAUAUCAGCGAUCAAUCGCUUAACUGACCAUUCAAUAUCGAUGUUACACGCGCAUCAGGUUUAAAGUACUGACCAAGGACCAAUCAGUCUGGUUCUUUCAUAUUUGCAAUUCAUCGCAAAUCUUUGUGUUACAGAGACCAGGGUUUCGUAACACGAAGGUUAGCGAUUGAUCGUGUGCUUGAUUUUUACGAUCGGUUGUACAUUGUAGUCUAUGGAAUCAAACAUAGAAAAAUGUUCUACGAUCAUUGCUAAGUUUUGUGUUACGGGACCCAGGUUUCACUUGGUCUACAAGCAGUUGGUGUACUUCUUAGAUUGUCUAAUAUCACAUGGGCUAAACCCAUUUGGCCUACCAAUCUGUACUGCCCGCACAGAAACGUUGUUAGCAAUAAGAGAGGCCCUUUUACAAUCAGAGCUACCAAGUCUCACGCAUUAUGCGUGAGACUCAAGUAUUUUGGACUCUUGUUCAUCCCCUCAAAUCUC
Messenger RNA from Lytechinus variegatus (green sea urchin), 2621 nucleotides. It is a transcript of the gene ccdc93, whose product is annotated as coiled-coil domain-containing protein 93-like. The record is from RefSeq and is a predicted model, not a curated record. The coding region runs from base 45 to 1961 and encodes 638 amino acids. Gene Ontology annotation, biological process: Golgi to plasma membrane transport. The transcript is spliced from 17 exons. Lineage: Eukaryota; Metazoa; Echinodermata; Echinoidea; Temnopleuroida; Toxopneustidae.